Messenger RNA from Dentiscutata erythropus, 635 nucleotides. The record is from the annotation of a GenBank genome assembly. Lineage: Eukaryota; Fungi; Glomeromycota; Glomeromycetes; Diversisporales; Gigasporaceae.
AUGAACAAAUCCAGGAACUCGAAGUUCAAAUGGAAGGAUUAAAAUUUGAAAAUUCCAACCUUGCAAAUCAGUUGGAAAAUGAAUCGAUUUGGAAGUAUUCUCUACAGCAAAUGCCAGAUCAUAUAUGUCCUAUUCAAAUGACCGUAAAACAAUAUUGUAGAUUAAAGUUUGAUAAAACAUGCCAAUUUUGUGGUCAACCAAACAACAAUUGCACAAUUCUUGAGCUAAAAAUUAGAAUAUGUAGACAAUGUCGUGAAUUAGAGUUAACAAGUUAUUCAUCUGAACUAAUCCCAGCAUUAUAUUUAGUUGAUUACGAACAACUUAACGGAAACUACCUAGACUAUUCUGUGCGGGAGUUAAAAGCAGUGUCAUAUGUGAUCUUUUACUUAAAAAUUGAAGUAACGAAAACCUAUGAAGAGUAUUACAGAGUUUCUUAUAAUAAGAAACAAGAAUGGUUAAAUAAUAGAACAAAUGUUGUUCAAGAAUAUUACAAUGAUAUUUUAAAAAUUAAACACCCAUCAAUCACAAAUCAAUAUCUUAUUUCAGCACCACAAACCUCAGACUCAUUAACUCGUCAAAAUUCAUUUUUAAUCCCUAAUAUUAUAAUUUUUAAUAUAAGUUUUGAAAUUACAUAA